AUUUAUCCAGGCUGUUUUCCCGCCCGUACUUGGAAGGGGGGGGGGGAUUUCUCUGAAUGUGAUUGGCUGGCCAGGGAAAGGGUGAGGAAAUGGAAGCUGCAGUGCUUGUGAAACUGUGUGUUCUGGCAGUCGGUCCUCACAGCUGGCUGAGUCCUCCUCCCCCCCCCGCCACGUGCUGCUUCUCCCACUCUCUGAAGUAUCUUUUCACCUCAGUGUUGGAGCCUGGCCAGGAGGUGCCCAAGUUCACCACUGUGGGGUAUGUGGAUGACCAGGCCUUUGUUCACUAUGACAGCAGCACCAGCAGGAGGAUGUCUCCAGUACCCUGGAUGAAGAAGGUAGAGGAAGAGUUUCCCCAGUUCUGGGAGAAGCAGACUGAGGUCGCAGAAGACCUUGAGGAAGUGUACAGAAUUAACCUGGCAAAAGCCAUGUAUCGCUACAACCAUAGUGGAGGGUCACACAUUCUGCAGUGCAUAUCUGCCUGUGAGCUGGACAAGGAUGGGCACAAAAGCGGGACUUUUCAGUAUACCUAUGAUGGGAGGGACUUCAUCAGCCUGGACAAAGACGCCCUUGCCUGGGUUGCAGCUGAUAGUCCAGCCCUAGAGACCACAAGGAACUGGGAGUCUGACCCCCGCAUUGCCCAGCAACUGAAAUUCUACCUGGAGGUGACCUGCAUUGAGUGGCUGCAGAAGUACCUUAAUUAUGGGAAGGAGGUUUUGCUGAGGACAGAGAGGCGGCAACGGCACGGACCCUACACAGCAACAGCAACAAGUGAGCAGGAGUCUCCCAGCUCUGGCAGAGCAACUGAGCAGGCGUCUCUCAGCUCUGCUACAGCAAGCAACGAGAGGCUGCCAGCUUUGUCAGAGGUGAACAGUGUCCAAUAUGUAGCAAGGGAUGCUGAAGCAUAUCAUUUUGAAAAUGUACCCAUCAAAGUCAUAGUUACAUCCCCAGAAACUGCCCAGAGGAUCAGAUAUCAACUUUGACUUGAAGAUGUCGCUCCAGAGGUGGCUCUCUCUCUUUUUAAAGGAAGCUUUGUGGACUCUUGGAAAGGUGGCUUUGAUAUAGAGCACAGUUUCUCAACUGCCGGUCCACGGACUGGUGCCGGUCCGCGACGGGUUAAGUGCCGGUCCGUGCCUUGGGGAGUUAACUCCCCCACCUGCUGCAAACCUCCGUGUUGUAAAAAAACCCCAAAAACCUUCAAAUACCAGCCACCGCAUGGCCGAUGUGAUGGCUGGGGAUGGCUGCCGGGUGGGGGGUGAGCCAGUAGUAGUCCGUCUGCCCCCCUGCCCCCACUGCGAACCUCCGUGUUAUUAAAAAAAAAUAAUGGCAAUGGAAGGCAAGCGGCAAACAGAGCAAGGUGCGGCGCAGUGGGGUGGUUCUUUCCAUCAGUGCGAGCUUUGUUUACCUAGCCUAGGGAGAUUUACCUAGCUGAUGAAUAUAGCCACAGGUUGUGACAAGAGUGUUGGCAACUGACUGGGACAAGCGACAUUUCUAACCCUCCAAGCUGCAGGCUCAGCGUGGUUCAUAGCAACCCUGGCUCUUUUACUGUGGCACUAUUGCUUCCUAGGAAUUGCAGCGGGUGUGGGUGGGGUAGGAACCUCCGUCAGCCACCUCUGAGGCAAGUGAUAAUCCAGUGAGCACUCUCAGUUUGCAGAACGAAGGGAUCCGUGGGUGAGUUGGCACUUGCUCCCCAGCAUUUAAUUUAUUGCCAAAGUGAGCAGGCUGUCUGGGAUCAAUGGAUUCAAGUCAGCUCGAGGUGUGCAAUACAAAAGGGACUAGAAUCAGGUGUACAGGUGUUCAGCAACCACCAGCGAUGGAAACCUGAUGCAUCUGUCCAGGGAGAGGGGCAGAGCAGUGGGCAAGCCGUAACUGGGUUGGUCUGCAAGGGAAUUAGCCCCCAAGGAACUUGCUCUUGGUAACCUGAACCCAACCCAAACAAGUCGCCUUUUGAGAUGAGCUCUAAAACGUCGCCCUGGGCAAAUCCAGGCAUCUCUCAUUUCAUUAGGCAGCUACUCCUCAAGCCAAGCCUACCUAUCCUCUUUCCAUCUCUUCUUUCUUUCUCUCCCUCUCUCCCUUCAAGCCUGCUCCAUCCCCUUUUCCAUUUUCUAUCCCUCUGUCUCUCUUUCUCAAGCCAAGCCUGUCCUAUUCUUUUCCUCUUUCUUUCCCUGUCUCACUCCUCUCUUUCCUUCUUAUAAAAGCCUGCGUAGUGAAGGAUCAAAGUAUAAUCUUCUUAUCAAAAAUUAAGAGAAAAACUUCUCUAAUUUUUUUCAUUAGAAGUGCUCCGUGUUAAGUGUGAUGACUCAAUGUGCGGCAGCUGUUAAAAAGGCCAAUUCCAUGCUAGGGAUAAUUAGGAAGGGGAUUGAAAAUAAAACUGCUAAUAUUAUAAUGCCCUUCUACAAAACUAUGGUGCGGCCACACCUGGAGUACUGCAUACAAUUCUGGUCACCACAUCUUAAAAAGGACAUUGUAGAACUGGAAAAGGUGCAGAAGAGGGCAUCCAAAGUGAUCAAGGGCCUAGAGCACCUUUCUUAUGAGGCAAGGCUACAACACCUGGGGCUUUUUAGUUUAGAAAAAAGACAACUGCAGGGAGACAUGAAAGAGGUCUAUAAAAUCAUGCAUGGUGUGGAGAAAGUGGAUAGAGAAAUUCUUCUCCCUCUCACAUAACACUGGAACCAGGGGUCAUCCCAUGAAAUUGAUUGCCAGGAAAUCUAGGACCAACAAAUGGAAGUACUUUUUCACACAACACAUCAUCAACUUGUGGAAUUCUCUGCCACAAGAUGUGGUGACAGCCAACAACCUGGAUGGCUUGAAUAGGGGUUUGGAUAACUUCAUGGAGAAGAAGUCUAUCGUCGGCUACUAGUCGGAGGGCUAUAGGCCACCUCCAGCCUCAAAGGCAGGAUGCCUCUGAGUACCAGGGGAGUAACAGCAGGAGAGAGGCCAUGCCCUCAACUCCUGCCUGUAGGCUUCCAGUGGCAUCUGGUGGGCCACUGUGUGAAACGGGAUGCUGGACUGGAUGGGCCUUGGGCCUGAUCCAGCAGGGCUGGUGAAUUCUGCUUCACAAUGAUAGGAAGAGCCGACAUAUCGUCACGUUUAGGGGGGAUUCUGACUUAGCGGCUGUUCUUAUGUUUUUUAUUUGGCAGAGGUGGAAAGGAAGAACAAUGCAUUUUAUUGUUAUGUAUUUUGUACAGAUUGUAUUGUAUUUAUUUUAUUAGAAUUUUUAAUUCAAUUUAUUUUAUUUUAAUUUCAAUUAAUCUUGGCCUGCCAGAACUUCAAACGUUAAAUUUUGAUUAAAUUCAUUUUAAUUUCACUUUAAUUUGAUUUAAUAGAUUGAUUGAUAUUAAGUGUUACUUUAAUAACCAGCACCCUAAAAAUUGACCUCGGCCCCCAUGAGCCAAGUCACGGUCAGUUUUGGCCCACCAGGUCAUUUGAGUUGUGCACGCCUGUAGUAUAGUACUAAUAGAUAAACUUGAAACCCCUUUACUAACUGCUGGUCCGGGAAACUGCACACAAAGAAUGUAGCGGUCCUUGAAACUCCACAUGAAGAAUUUACCGGUCCUUGACACCAAAAAAGUUGAGAAACACUGAUAUAGAGUGAACCUGAGCGAAGCUGCUGGAUACACAUUUGGUGCCAAAAGAGAAGCAGGCUUCUUUUGUAUCAGUAGCUGCCUCAUGCAAGUAAUCUGAACUGGUGAUGAACCCACCCUGAACUCUUUGCAUACUUAAUGAAGCCAAAAUCUGGAUGGAGCAAACACAUAGCUGCUUGCAUAGGCAAGAGGAAAGCAGGCUUUCUUGGGGAUCAAACCACUACCUUACACAAAUUCAGCCAGUGCAAGUAACUUGAAGGGUUGCACCCACCACCCUGACUUCUUUGUGUACUUAAUGAAGCAGGAUUCCAGAUGGAGCAAGCAGGGGGGUCUUCAACCAAAAGAUUGUCCCUCAAUACCUGAGCAUCCUCACCCUAAAAGGCAAUCAAGAUGAGCUCCAGCCCUGCUAAUUAGACCUGACAAACUAGUCUUGGGAGCCAUCUGAAUGAUGACCACCCCACCUACACAUUUCCCCCAGAUCCUUAACUAGACGUUUCCAAAUUAUCUUUUGCAUUCCUUAGACUUUCCCACCUUUGCAGCCUCUGCUCGGUGUGGUGGUUUGCUAGAAAACGCUGUCAAUCGAGGAAUUGAAACUUGGGAACCUCCUCGGGAGAGAAUUCCUAAGGGAGGAGCUUUGGAAUGGAUUGAAUGGGUGGCUAUAAAAUCCAUUUGGAGUCAAUUGACAGAUGCAGAUGAUAUGUGAACCAAAGUAACUCCAUUUUGUUUUCGUCUCCAAUUUAAUGUAGAUAGAUGUAUUCUUGUUAGUUAGAGGUUUGAACUUUCUAAGAACCUACAGGGGCCUCUGCUCUGCAUUCCUGAAUGUAUACAGAUUUUCACACUCCCUGUGUUCUAAUAACAAAGAACAAGGCCUUCGGCCUUGAACAUAACGGAUGAGCAGAGGUGCCAUCUCGAAUGUAAUUCAAUUAUAACAAGUUGGUGCUAAGAUUCUCAAAGAACAACAAAAGGCAGGAACAAGGUCAUAAAUGCCAGUUGGGCCUGGAUCUUCUCUAUUGGCCCUUCUACGUGUUAUUUCUCUAGUCCCCUGCCAACUGGGCAAAGAGGCACCUUUUACUGUGGUGAUUCUCUUUAUUUAGCAGGGGGAGAGUAACUGGCCCUAUCCACCCCCAGCACAGUACUUCCAGUGACUGUUGCUGGUGUGUGUCUUAUGCUUCUUUUUAGAAUGUGAGCCCUUUGGGGACAGGGAGCCAUCUUAUUUGUUUGUUAUUUCUCUUUGUAAACCGCCCUGAGCCAUUUUUGGAAGGGCGGUAUAGAAAUCGAAUUAUUAUUAUUGUUGUUGUUGUUGUUGUUGUCAUCAAAUGGCAGAGAGGGUUGGGGGAGAAAUGCUAAUGUUGGGGUAUAAAUGCUUGUAACAAACAAAGGACUUGGCUCUCGAUUUGGGUGCGACCUCGAUAGCCUGACUUUCUGUAGAAAUAAACUUUUAAGCUUU
Molecule: messenger RNA, 5028 nt
Organism: Hemicordylus capensis (graceful crag lizard)
Lineage: Eukaryota; Metazoa; Chordata; Lepidosauria; Squamata; Cordylidae
Product: H-2 class I histocompatibility antigen, Q9 alpha chain-like
Exons: 8
Coding region: 90-980 (296 amino acids)
Biological process (GO): immune response
Cellular component (GO): external side of plasma membrane
Source: RefSeq, a predicted model, not a curated record